Messenger RNA from Danio aesculapii, 1523 nucleotides. RefSeq names its product tubulin, alpha 8 like 2 (gene tuba8l2). Gene Ontology annotation, biological process: mitotic cell cycle; microtubule cytoskeleton organization. Gene Ontology annotation, molecular function: structural constituent of cytoskeleton; GTP binding. Gene Ontology annotation, cellular component: cytoplasm; microtubule. The coding region runs from base 116 to 1465 and encodes 449 amino acids. The transcript is spliced from 4 exons. Lineage: Eukaryota; Metazoa; Chordata; Actinopteri; Cypriniformes; Danionidae. The record is from RefSeq and is a predicted model, not a curated record.
GUCAGUGAGUCUGUCAGACUGUCUCACUCAUACCACAUUGCAGGUACGCAGUGAGAGGGCAAGAGCUCUUUACAAUACUUUCCAGGCAAAAAAACGAAUUCAACCCUAAAGCAAAAUGCGUGAGUGUAUAUCUGUGCACGUGGGUCAGGCUGGUGUCCAGAUGGGCAACACCUGCUGGGAGCUCUACUGUCUGGAGCACGGCAUCCAGCCGGACGGGCAGAUGCCCAGCCACAAACCAGUGGGCGGACACGACGACUCCUUCACCACCUUCUUCAGCGAGACUGGAGCCGGCAAAUACGUACCCCGGGCGAUAUUUGUAGACCUGGAGCCGACAGUCAUUGAUGAGGUCCGCACAGGCUCUUACCGCCAGCUGUUUCACCCCGAGCAGCUCAUCUCAGGAAAAGAGGAUGCAGCGAAUAACUACGCCCGCGGUCACUACACCAUCGGCAAGGAGAUCAUUGACUCCGUGCUGGAUCGCAUUCGUAAACUGGCUGACCAGUGCACAGGACUGCAAGGUUUCCUGGUCUUCCACAGUUUCGGUGGAGGCACGGGCUCAGGUUUCACCUCCCUUCUGAUGGAGCGUCUCUCGGUUGACUUCGGGAAGAAGUCCAAGCUUGAGUUUGCUAUUUACCCAGCUCCACAGGUGUCUACGGCUGUGGUGGAGCCGUACAACUCCAUCCUGACCACCCACACCACCCUGGAGCACUCCGACUGCGCCUUCAUGGUGGACAACGAGGCCAUCUACGACAUCUGCAGGAGAAACCUAGAUAUCGAGCGCCCGUCCUACACCAACCUCAACAGGCUCAUCAGCCAGAUCGUUUCCUCCAUCACUGCCUCUCUGCGCUUCGACGGUGCUUUAAACGUCGACCUGACGGAGUUCCAGACCAAUUUAGUGCCCUACCCUCGCAUCCACUUUCCUCUGGCCACAUACGCUCCAGUGAUCUCCGCUGAGAAAGCCUACCACGAGCAGCUCUCUGUGGCGGAAAUCACCAACUCCUGUUUCGAGCCCAGCAACCAGAUGGUGAAGUGCGACCCGCGGCAUGGGAAAUACAUGGCGUGCUGUUUGCUCUACAGGGGAGACGUGGUGCCAAAAGACGUCAACGUGGCCAUCGCCGCCAUCAAGACCAAGAGAAGCAUCCAGUUUGUGGAUUGGUGUCCUACUGGUUUCAAAGUGGGCAUCAAUUAUCAGCCCCCGACUGUGGUUCCUGGAGGAGAUCUGGCUAAGGUGCAAAGAGCCGUUUGCAUGCUAAGCAACACCACAGCCAUUGCUGAAGCUUGGGCUCGUCUGGACCACAAGUUCGACCUGAUGUACGCCAAGAGAGCCUUCGUGCACUGGUAUGUGGGUGAGGGGAUGGAGGAAGGGGAAUUUUCUGAGGCCCGAGAAGAUAUGGCAGCUCUGGAGAAGGACUACGAAGAAGUGGGCAUUGAUUCGUUUGAGGAAGAUGAGGAGGGGGAAGAGUUCUAAAAGAGAAAAGUGUUUGCUUGUUUUUCUACUAAAAAACUAAAUAAAGUAAAGCUUUUAA